AUGUUGCUUGAGGGCUUCCAUAAAAUCCCAAACUCAGCAAUGAUCCCUCUGUUAGCUAUCGCCCUCUUCGGUUACGCAGGUGCUGCUGUGCAGUACUCGGACUCUUUCGCCAGGAACGUGAUGUUCCCGCUGAGCGCAGCCGCCUAUUCGGAUCAGCCCCAACUGUGUCUCGACCGACUGUUCCCCAACUCAACAUUACAACGACUGGUAACUGUGAAGUGCGACACAAGCAGAUCUGAGCUGGACAAAACGGGUUUGUGUUCCGGGUUCACUGCCGUACUGCGCAAGCAGAAGGCGAUCGCUCUCAGUUUCAGAGUGGGAACAGGGGUGACAGGACUUGUGCAGCUGCUUCAGGAGAUCAACAAAACCGUCUUCUCCAACUUGACCUCGUGGUUCUACGGAGGAAGGAUUUCGAGGUACUUCAGCGAAGCAUUCUCCAACAUUUGGUUCGAUGGAAUGGGUGAAGAUUUCCUCACUCUACGGAAGCAGUAUCCCGAGUACGAGAUCACUGGUCAUUCCCUCGGAGGUUCAUUGGCAUCCUUGGCAGCAUCGUUCUUGGUUGGAUCCGGCAUGGCUAAGCCAGGCAAAGUCAAGCUGGUGACAUUCGGCCAACCCAGAACUGGUGACCGCAACUUUUCAGAAACUAUCAACAAGUUAGACUACGCGUUCCGUGUGACUCACUGGAGAGACAUCGUUCCUCACAUUCCCAUGGGCUCACUCGGUGGAUACUUCCAUCACAGGCAAGAGGCUUUUUAUGGAGAUGAUAUGAGACCAGACAAUUUCAAGAUCUGCACAGAGGGAGAAGCCGUCGAGUGCAGUGAUGGGCUGUGGUUCACCACGAGCAUCGACGCACACACUCACUACUUUGGACACUAUGUGUCAGACUACGGGAGAAGCGGCUGCGCCAACUGA
Messenger RNA from Ostertagia ostertagi, 912 nucleotides. NCBI's taxonomy places the organism in Eukaryota, Metazoa, Nematoda, Chromadorea, Rhabditida, Trichostrongylidae. The record is from the annotation of a GenBank genome assembly.